AGACCAAAAAUAUGUGGUAGAGAAAAUGACUUAAUUGGUCACUUUUUAAAGGAGGGAAAGCUGAAAAGCUUAAAUACAGGCCGCUGCUCUUCUUAGGGCCGCGCGAACGAAGGCAAGGGAAGAGGCCAAUUGUGAAAGACUGAAAGAUUUCUGUUUCAGAGAGAGAGAGGCCAAGAAAGUGGAAGGUAGAUUCUCUAUCUCCAUUGCAAGGGGCAAGUCUAUGCUGACAACUCUGCUAUACCCUUAGGGUGUGGAACAAUGGGUGCAGGUGGCAGAAUGUCCGUCCUCCCAAGUCCAAGGAAGUCAGAAUUUGAUUCCUUGAAUAGAGUUCCUUGCUCGAAACCACCAUUCACUCUCAGUCAGAUCAAAAAGGCCAUCCCACCUCACUGUUUCCAGCGCUCUGUUCUGCGCUCAUUCUCUUAUCUUGUUUAUGACCUCAUCUUGGCCUCUCUCUUAUACUAUGUGGUUAUCAAUUACAUUCAUCUGCUUCCGCAGCCUUUAUCUUUUGUGGCCUGGACGACUUAUGGGGCCCUCCAAGGCUUUGUCUUAACUGGUGUUUGGGUUAUAGCACAUGAGUGUGGCCACCAUGCCUUCAGUGAUUAUCAAUGGCUUGAUGACACCGUUGGUCUUGUCCUCCACUCCUCCUUGCUUGUCCCAUACUUCUCUUGGAAAUAUAGCCAUCGUCGUCAUCAUUCUAACACUGGCUCCCUGGAACGGGAUGAAGUGUUUGUUCCGAAGCAAAAAGCCGCUUUAAGAUGGUGGGCUAAAUUCUUUAACAAUCCCCCUGGUCGAUUCUUUUCGAUUACAAUUCAGCUCACUCUUGGUUGGCCACUUUAUCUAGCAUUCAACGUUGCAGGCCGGCCUUAUGAUCGAUAUGCUUGCCACUAUAAUCCUUACGGCCCUAUCUAUAAUGAUAGUGAACGACUGCAAAUAUAUAUCUCUGAUGCUGGUGUUCUUGCUGUUGCCUAUGUGCUCUACCGUCUUGCAUUAGCAAAAGGGCUGGCUUGGGUUAUUUGUGUUUAUGGACUACCAUUGUUGGUGGUUAACUCGUUCCUUGUCAUGAUCACAUACUUGCAGCACACUCACCCAUCUUUGCCACAUUAUGAUUCCUUGGAGUGGGACUGGUUAAGGGGAGCUCUAGCGACUGUUGACAGAGAUUACGGAUUUUUGAACAAGGUUUUCCAUAACAUCACUGAUACACAUGUGGCUCAUCAUUUGUUUUCUACCAUGCCUCACUAUCAUGCAAUGGAGGCGACCAUGGCGAUAAAGCCAAUAUUGAAAGAGUACUACCGGUUUGAUGGUACUCCUGUGUACAAGGCGAUAUGGAGGGAGGCAAAGGAGUGUCUUUACGUUGAAAGAGAUGAGGAGCAGGACAAAGGUGUCUAUUGGUUUAGAAAUAAGAUAUAAAUUGCGUGUAGGAAUGUGUUAGUUUAUUAUUAUUAUUGUGAAGGAUUUUGGCCUUGUCAUCACAGUUGGUUGUUUGCUUUGGCUGCUUUGGAAUUGAACUUUUGUAUUUUCCCAUCCCAAUAAUUUUGUUGGUCGCUAAUUAGUGGUGGAAACAUAAUGAAGGCCAUUGAUCUCUUAUAAUA
Durio zibethinus is the source of this 1589-nucleotide messenger RNA. The record is from RefSeq and is a predicted model, not a curated record. Lineage: Eukaryota; Viridiplantae; Streptophyta; Magnoliopsida; Malvales; Malvaceae.